UAUACAGGUAGGCAAGCGUAAAUACACCAGCAACAGCGAGAAAAUGCGAUUUCUACUUAUCCUGAGUCUAAUUCUUUUGAUGGGUUUUGUGGUGGAUGGCGGGUUCCGGGUUCGUCGGCGUAGACGACGAGGAUGCAGCCGUGUCAACUGUAGUUGGUCAUCGUGGUCAAGUUGGUCUUCUUGCUCAAUUGAAUGCGGUACGGGUGGUUCGCAGACACGAACUCGAUCGAUAAGCCGUGCAGCAAGUUGCGGAGGAUCGGCAUGUUCUGGAUCUAGUUCUCAAACAAUAUCAUGCUCUGGAUCAUGUCCACGGGGAACACCAAUUCCUGGCGGAUGCGAAUGCCCAUUUCCGUACACCGGGACAUGCUGUAGAGAAACAAUACAAGAAAACAACUGCAUCAAUCGAUUUACUCUCGUUCAGCCGUGGCGAAGCACUAAAAACCAUCAGGUAUCCGGCCAAGCAUGUGAUUCAAACGCCCUGAUGGCCUACUGGUACCAAUUUACCGGUAAAGGUGGCAACAAAAUGCCAACUGCGUGUGUUGUUGCUGACCGAUGCGGAGUGCACAGUCCAAUAUGUGUCUCUUAUACACAUCUAGAUGUGUAUAAGAGACAGGGAGCUCAUCCGUCUGUUGAUAGCGGUAUAGUAACCAGACAAGUUUGCAAGAGUCUGAGCACUGAUGGUGUAACAAAUUGUUGCGAGUGGUCCUCCAACAUUAGAGUCCAAAACUGUGGCGAGUAUUUCAUCUAUUCUCUUCCAAAACUCAAUGCUUGUGGGUCAGGUUUUUGCGCAGGAGAAGAGAUGCCAUGUCCAAAAGGAACAAAUUCUCCGAAUGGCUAUACUCCCAAUUGUAUGGCUGGCCCACCGGUCCUGACCACACCGCCCCUGUUAGUGUUAACAGAAAACCAAUUUGGACUGCUGUUGGAAUGUUCGUUUUCAUUUCAACAAUUUUCAAACAUGACAUUUGAUGUAACGUGGUUUGGUGAUGGAACAGAGUUGCCCGCAGCAAGUGUUUCCUUAACAACGGAAAGAAUUGCAACCCUGACGCAACAACAAAUUGGUGACGUAUUUGAUGACAAUCAGGCGAUCACUAUGACCUGCAAAUUAAACGCUCGCUUCAUUUACCCUGAUGGAUCACCAAAAAGUCCAAACAGCCAAACUUUGGAAAGUAAGGAAGUACAUCUGACUGUGUAAAUUGCAAUUAGAGUACAACUACAAACUACAACUGAUACCCGUGGUGUACUUGCUUCAAAUAAUACAAUAUAAUCGAAACGGUUUUUUGUUUUGUUUUUUUGUUUUUAAUUUUUAUCAUUACCAUCAUUAUCAUCAUCAUCAUAACUCUAGAUUGUUAUCGGGGUAAAUUACACGUAAUGCUAAUACUAACAAUCUGCAUUUGCUUCAAAUAUAGUAUACAAUAUAAUAAGCGAAACUUUUUACCAUAAAGAAUCAUCAUCAUCAUCAUCAUCAUCAUCAUCAUCAUCAUCAUCAUCAUCAUCAUCAAAUAAUGUCAAUAUCAACAUUUUAUUGACCAUUAUUUUUGUUUAUUCUUAUUGCUAUGAAUAUUAAUAUCCUUAUCAUUGUCAUUAUUACUAAUACAUCAUCUCAAGAUGACACUUAUAAUAGGCACAUGUGAGGUGCCAUGUCACAAAAUCAGCAUUGUGGUACCAAACAUGAAAAAAUAGGCUACAAGCGGAAGCGUGUGUCUACUGAUUUUUGACAUAUUUUAGUAUUUUGCUAAUGUAGUGACUUUUAAGUGAACUUUCUAGGACAGGUCUUAUAAUUUAACUUUAUUCAUGGAUGUAUUAUAGUUCACUGUAAUAUCCCUAUGCUUUACUUUAGGAAAGACCUUAUCUAAUGGAAUCAUAUUUCGUAGACUUGUUUUCAUUUCUAGCUUUAGCUCAUGACUCAUCCCAUCAUUCUUCCAUACAUUAUUUACACUCAUGACUUCUACCGGAUUUAAUCUUCUAGAAUUAACUGCCAGAUUAUGAUAUAGUGUCUACGCCCCAGGGGGCAGUACACACAAGAAGUUGUUGAUAUUAGAUUUUAGAUAGAUCGAAGCUAAGCUUUGUUCUUAGAAUCAAACUAAUAAUAAAAAAAUUGCAUGUAUAGAA
Anneissia japonica is the source of this 2109-nucleotide messenger RNA. Its product is annotated as uromodulin-like. Bases 44 to 1192 code for a protein of 382 amino acids. The record is from RefSeq and is a predicted model, not a curated record. Lineage: Eukaryota; Metazoa; Echinodermata; Crinoidea; Comatulida; Comatulidae. The transcript has 7 exons.